CAGCAGCAUGAGCAGCGGCUACAGCAGCCUGGAGGAGGACUCCGAGGACUUCUUCUUCACCGCCAGGACCUCCUUCUUCAGGAGAGCGCCCCAGGGCAAGCUCCGCACCGGCCAGCAAGAUGUGGAGAAAGAGAAGGAAACCCACAAUUACCUCAGCAAAGAGGAAAUCAAAGAGAAAGUUCAUAAAUACAACUUAGCAGUCACAGACAAGUUGAAGAUGACCUUGAAUUCAAAUGGGAUUUACACUGGCUUCAUUAAAGUACAGAUGGAACUAUGCAAACCUUCCCAGGCUGUUGGAAAACCCGCUCCCAGUAGCAAUGGCUGUAUGAACACCCUUCACAUCAGCAGCACAAACACGGUUGGCGAAGUGAUUGAGGCCCUGCUUAAGAAGUUUCUUGUGACCGAGAGCCCUACCAAGUUUGCACUUUAUAAGCGGUGUCACAGGGAAGAUCAAGUCUACGCCUGCAAGCUCUCGGACCGGGAACAUCCACUCUACCUGCGUUUGGUAGCAGGUCCCAGAACAGACACACUCAGUUUUGUUCUUCGCGAACAUGAAAUUGGAGAGUGGGAAGCCUUCAGCCUGCCAGAGCUACAGAAUUUCUUGAGGAUCUUGGACAAGGAAGAAGACGAGCAGUUAGAGAACCUGAAGGAGCGCUACGCGGCCUACAGACACAAGCUGGAAGAAGCCCUCAGCCAGGCGUGGAAACCGGGGUAAAGUGUGGGGCUCCCUGCCCCUCAGGGACGGCACGGGACCUGCGUGUGCACCGGCGGCCAGGGUCUCUCUUGUCGGAGGGCGGUUUUCUUGCCCUAUGAUGCUAGGGCCUUUCCUCUUUACAAAUCUCUAGAUCUAGUUCCCCCAAACUGGUCACGCAGCAUCCUGCAGCUUGGGCGUCCUCUGUCAGGGAUUCUGCAAGCUUGUUCUGUUAACGGCACCACGGUGUUACCUCUUGGCAAGCUGUGAACCUGUGGUCUCAUCUGGAGCAUUCUAGAGUGCUUUGAAGCAUGGACUUUGAGGUUUUUUAUUUUUCCUUAUUUUCUUUUAGUUAAAUAUAUGAUGAUGUUAAGCUUAAGGUUGUGCAAAUGAUUUUUUAAAAGCUUAACAAGGACUCUUUCUGAAUACUUGUCUUAUGUUGAAACUACCUGUCUGUUACUGGGUUUUUUUUGUUUUGUUUUUAAUGUCAGAGGAAACAAUUCAUGUGAAUUGAAGGGCACAGGAAGCUAGGGAUGCUGAGGAGCUGGUGAAGGAUUUUGGAGGAGUCUGGUAAAGAGAGAAAAGAGGAAGUAUGGAAGAAGGUGGAGGGUGGAGGUGGAGAGUGCUUACGGAAGGAGGUUUGGGUAAGUGGAUGGUAGAGAAGGAGGUGAGCUUUCAGUUUAGAGACAUUAACUCCAUUGUCAUACUGCUUGAUUUCCUGGUGAGUAAAAUGUGGGCACGGAGACCAAAGAAAGUAGGAGCUAGACGCAGAGGAGGAACUGACUGCGGCGGACCAGGGGAGGCGGGAGGAGCCCCAUCUUGGUGAAUCAGCGCCCUCCCCACCCUCCUGGAGCGGAAGGUCUGAGUGGUACAGCUUCUCUGUGCCGUCUGGGUGGUGAGCAUCAGCUAUGACCCCUGUGAAGUUACAGUGUCCCCCUGAGGUUGUUUCUCAAAGUGGAAAAGGAGUUUCUGGAGGAGGCAGUGUACCCUCCAACCCAACCCCUUACCCCCCACCCCCCGCCCCCGGGACUUCUGUAGAGUGAGGAGCUCUCAGCACUCUUUUGACAAUCACUCCCUCCUUUCCCUUUAGUCUUCCCCUCCCUUCUCCCUCCUUCCCUCGCCUCACUGCUCUCCCUUCCCCCUUUGUCUUAUAAAUUGAAGUAGACUUGAUGUAGAACAGGGCUAUGGAUUAAGGAGGCACAGGACGGGCCAUCAGAUCCUCGGUUCCAAAGUGACUGUAAAGUGCGGGAGGGCCCCCCUGCCCCGCGUCCACUCCCAGCGGACCACAGAGGAGCGGGUUCUUAGCUUUUUAACAAAAGUGCAUGCUGCUGCAGACCAAAGAAGUGCAUGUGCAAUAGGAGCCUUCCUUCAGCCAGGUUAGAUAGUCUCAUUUUGCGCAGUGGUUAGUCUGAAGCCAGCAGGAAAGGUGUGUUGUACUCCUAGAGGGGCCUUGCAGUCUGUGUGCAGUCUAGAUAGUGUUUAUAAAUUCCCAAGGAAUUGUUAACACUUUGGUGACACCUAAUGGAGUCUUUUUGAAAUUCCAAGGUGCUUCAGUUCUUUGCCUCCUAAGUGAACUGUGCCUUUUUUAAAAAUUGCAUUUCUGUUCCCUUCUUGGUGGCUCUUCUGACUUUUCAGAGAACACCCGUCUUGUUGGAGGCAGAUGUGUUGCUUCUGCUAUGCCACACACAUUACCGAGACAAUCAUAUCUUCCUAAGCUUUUUAAGGAAAGUUGGAAAGAAACCCCAAAAAGUAGAACUAGCUAUAAAAUAUGUAUGGCACAUCUUGUUUAAUUUUGCAUGUAAGUUCCUUUUAGUGCCUCAGUGAGGUUUUAGUGACAUUGUCAACCAAUACUUUACUUUCAUUGUUCAGGGAAUGCCUUCAUGAUUUUUAUACUGGUUUUACUCUUCAGACUAUGGCUUAGGUGUGAGUGUACUGUUAUCAACCACCUGGUCUUUUAAUUACCCACCCCAGUAAGCUCAUAUUUUGUGAAGCCUUUGUUUCUCAGAUUGACACUGUUCGAACCUUAAAGUAGUACCUGAUGGGUAUCUGUGAAAGUUUUUUUCUUUUUUUUUUACUUGAAGUAGACUGUCUGAAUUAGGCAUCUUCGUCUGUGUGAUCCAGGACCUCGCUCAUUGUCACGUGCACUACAGGUUUCAAUUUGGAAAACUUACUGUGUUGAAGUCCUGUCGGUUCAUGAUUCUUGAAGACCAAUGGUCUCUCCUGAACACUGGUGACUGCAGCAUUUUUAAUGUGUAAGAGGCCACCGAGGCCAAAAGAUUUUUAAAAAUUAUUGUACAAAUUCUUAUGUUAAAUUUAACUAUCUAAGCUUUGCUGUAAUACUGUUUUCUCUUCAGUAUGUGAUGGUACAGGAACGAGGUUAAAUGAAGGGGUGGUAUUGCAGGGGAGCAUUUUAAAUCACAGAAGUAAAAAAAAAUUAUAAUAUUUAUAAUUUUCAUGAGUUUAAGUUUAUUUUUAUGGGGAAGAGUUUUUUUUCCCUAAAAUUGUUUCUGGAAUGGCAAAUUGUUUCCAUCAUUAAAAGUUGAAGUUGUUAGUUGA
Messenger RNA from Budorcas taxicolor (takin), 3247 nucleotides. It is a transcript of the gene RASSF3, whose product is annotated as Ras association domain family member 3. The transcript has 5 exons. The record is from RefSeq and is a predicted model, not a curated record. Gene Ontology annotation, biological process: signal transduction. NCBI's taxonomy places the organism in Eukaryota, Metazoa, Chordata, Mammalia, Artiodactyla, Bovidae. Bases 8 to 715 code for a protein of 235 amino acids. Gene Ontology annotation, cellular component: cytoplasm.